AUGACUGGCUCUGGUGAUAACACUCCUUUACGGUCUGAUUCUAACGUUAUUCAUCAAGGUGCAUCAAAUGAACUGUUGUUGGAAUUCCUCGAUAGUGUUAUGUACAAACGCUUCGAUGUUGCCCUCAGGCUAUGCCGUAAAAUAAUAGAUGAGGAGCCCGAUAACUAUGAAGCACAUGCUUUUCUUCCCAUGCUUGAAGAAGCCCAGUCACUGAAAUCGACAGGAUAUUUUAAUCCAUUGGAUGUCUCUUCAUCAGAAGAAUCCGAAGGAAGUAACAGAGAAGAAAAUGAACGAAAAAGAGAAAGACGUAUAUCUUCAUCGUCUUCAGAGGAGUGGGACUAUAGCACAACAACGUCGGAUUCCGAGGACUUGUCUGGUCAGGAGGACGAUGAUUAA
Molecule: messenger RNA, 396 nt
Organism: Mesocestoides corti
Lineage: Eukaryota; Metazoa; Platyhelminthes; Cestoda; Cyclophyllidea; Mesocestoididae
Source: the annotation of a GenBank genome assembly